Molecule: messenger RNA, 691 nt
Organism: Medioppia subpectinata
Lineage: Eukaryota; Metazoa; Arthropoda; Arachnida; Sarcoptiformes; Oppiidae
Source: the annotation of a GenBank genome assembly
AUGCAAAACGAGUCCAAAAGCGGUGACAAUAGUGUCUCAAGUGAGGAGUCGUCCAAAUUGAUAGAGUUUUUGUGCGAAAUCAAUAAAUUAAAGCAUUUGGACAGAAAGGGAUGGACUAUUCAGGACCGCGCUAUCAAUAAGCCCGAGACCGUCGCCGGACAUAUGUACCGAAUGGCGGUAAUGGCAAUGUUGUAUACGCCCGACACCACUGACACACUCGUCGACCGGAACCGAUUGGUGAGACUGACGCUCAUUCACGAUAUGGCCGAAUGUCUGGUCGGAGACAUCACUCCCUUCGAUGGCAUAUCCGUUGACGAGAAACACAAACUCGAAAACAAUGCCAUGAAUUACUUGGUGUCGUUAUUGCCGGCGAAGAGUAGCGAAGAAUUCAAGGAUCUGUUCGAUGAGUACGAGAGACAGGAGACACCCGAAGCCAAGAUUGUCAAAGAGUUUGAUCGCUUCGAUGUCAUGCUUCAGGCCUUUCAAUACGAACAGCUCGAGUACGAGACCAAAGGCCGUGUGAUUCGCUUCCAAGAGUUCUUCGACAACGCCGUCGGAAAGAUUGUGUCCAAACAAUUGGUUCAAAUGUGGGAUCAGUUGAAUGAAAAUAGAGCUCAAUUCUGGUCUAAAGUGCAAUCCAAUGGCGAACCAAAAUAAUUGAUACAUUAGUUUAAUGAUUAUUCUAGUAAUU